CACACCCCUAUUUUUUUUCCUUCUUUUCGUUUACAAUAUGUCAUGUUCAAAAAUAUUUUCAGGAGAUUUACCUGAAUUAAUAUAUGAAAUCAUCAAAAAUUUUCAGAAUGAUUAUUCAACCUUACAUUCAUGUAUUUUAGUUAAUAGAUUAUGGUGUCGUCUAGCGAUCCCAUUAUUAUGGGAAAAUCCAUUUUCAAUUACUACCGGAAAUUAUAAUUUUAUUGAAGUUUACUUAUAUAAUUUAAAUGAUUAUUUAAAAACAAAAAUAAAUGAUUAUCAAAUUAUUAAUUAUUUAUUACCUUCAAAUACACUUUUUAAUUAUCCUAGUUUUAUAAAAUAUUUGAACAUAUAUAAAAUUGCUCUUUCUAUUGAGAGGUGGUUAAAAGCUAAUUAUAAAGCUUCAAAUUCAGUAAAUUUGGUAACAUAUAAUUCAAUUUUAGCAUCGGUAUUUGAAUUUGAAAAAUUAAUUAAUAUGUCACUAAUUAAAUUAUUUAUUGAAAAUGAAGUAAAUUUACAUACUUUGGAAAUUGGGAUAAGCGCAGCUUUCUACAAAUAUUAUAAUGUUUAUGUUGAUAUUUCUGAGAUAAUUUUACAAAAUCCUAAUUUCAUUCAUAAUAUUAGAAAUUUAAGCCUUUCUGCUGAAAAUAAUCAUUGUAAAAAUGCGUUAAUUAAAAAUUAUAUAUCACAAAUAAUUGGCUUACAUCAAAAUCUUAAAAGAAUUUUAUUUGGUCAUAAGAGUUUAUCUUUGUAUCAAUCAUUAGUAUUAUCAAAAGAAUUUAAUUGCUCAAAUACCUUAAAUACAAUCAUUUUUUGUCGAGUCAGUUUUAAUGGUAUAAAUAAUUUAGUUAAUGUAUUUGAAAAUUUAAAUGUUUUAGAAUCUGUUCAUAUCAUUUAUUGUUCUACUUUAGAUAAUUUUAUUCAACAAAUUACUAACUUAACCAAACCACUUAAACUAAAAUCUUUAUUUAUAAGGGUGAAUCUGCCAACUGAUUCAUUACAAUCAUUAUUACAAAAAUAUGGGAAUUAUUUAGAAAAUUUCAAAUGCGGGAGUUACGAAUUUGAAGUUCAACAACGGCACUUAGAAUUAAUUAUGAAAUAUUGCAUAAAUAUCAAAUUUCUUGACUUAUAUGGAAUUGAAAGUCACAUUACUUCUAAAAUGUUUGGUUUGAUUGAAAAUAUUAACCAAAGUCUUAAUUAUCUUUCAAUCAAUGUAGGAAAUUGUCAAAAUGAGCUAAUAUUACAAAAUUUAGGACAAAUACUCCCUUCUAAACUUGAAUAUUUAAGUUUGGCUCUUCGCUUGAUUAAAGUAAAUGAUUUUGAAGUAUUCUUAAAAAAUUCUCAAGAUACUUUCUUUAAAAAAUUUUUAAUUAGUAAUUUGGUACGAGAAUAUAGUGAUGAUAUUGAUAUUUUACCUUAUAUAAAAGAAUAUAUUAUGAAGAAGAAAAGAGUCCAAUAUUUGGCAAUUAAGAAUACUAUACGCAAUAGGGCAGAUGUAAAUUUGUCUAAUUUUAAAGAUGAAGUGAAGGAAUUUAAGUUACAUAAUAUUAUAGUUCUAAAAUAUAUUGAUUUAUUUACUGAUGUUAAUAGAUUUAUAAAUGAAAUUGAUUAAUUAUUUAGUUGUUAUUUAAAAUAUCAGAUAUCAAUUUUAUAAAUGGAUGUUGUUUUAUAAAUUAGUACUUAU
Rhizophagus irregularis DAOM 181602=DAOM 197198 is the source of this 1681-nucleotide messenger RNA. RefSeq lists its product as uncharacterized. The record is from RefSeq and is a predicted model, not a curated record. NCBI's taxonomy places the organism in Eukaryota, Fungi, Glomeromycota, Glomeromycetes, Glomerales, Glomeraceae.